Molecule: messenger RNA, 2757 nt
Organism: Equus caballus (horse)
Lineage: Eukaryota; Metazoa; Chordata; Mammalia; Perissodactyla; Equidae
Gene: ILT11B
Product: immunoglobulin-like transcript 11 protein
Biological process (GO): cytokine-mediated signaling pathway
Cellular component (GO): plasma membrane
Molecular function (GO): inhibitory MHC class I receptor activity
Source: RefSeq, a predicted model, not a curated record
CCCUGCAUGUCUGUCUGUUCUCCCAGGCACUGUGGUCUCCUCCAUCUCCACAGCUCGGGCCAGAGGGAGGAGAUGGUAUGACCCUCACCGUCAUAGCCCUGCUCUGCUUUGGGCUCUGUGUGGGCCAGAGGAUCCCUGUUCAGGCAGGAACCCUCCCCAAACCCACCAUCUGGGCUGAGCCAGGCUCUGUGAUCCCUUGGGGGAGGCCUGUGACCAUCUGGUGUCAGGGGAACCUGGAGGCCCGGGAGUACCAUCUGGAUAAAGGUGGACGUCCAUUGUCCUGGAGCAGAGAGAAUCCACGGGAGCCUGGGGACAAGACAAAUUUCUCCAUCCCACGCAUGACAGAUCUAUAUGUAGGACAAUAUCACUGUUAUUAUCAAAGUCUCACAGAAUGGUCAGAGCACAGUGACCCCCUGGAGAUGGUGGUGACAGGAGUCUACAGAAAACCCACCCUCUCAGCCCUGCCGAACCCUGUGGUGGCCUCAGGAAGGAAUGUGACCCUUCAGUGUGCCUCACGACUGGAAUUUGACAGGUUCACUCUCACUAAGGAAGGAGACCUCAAGCCCUCCUGGAUCCUGGAUUCACAGCAACACCGCAAUCAGCAUUUCCAGGCCCUGUUUCCUGUUGGCCCUGUGACCCCCAGUCACAGGUGGACGUUCAGAUGCUAUGGCUGUUACAAGAACUACCCCCAUGUGUGGUCACAUCCCAGCAAUCCCCUGGAGCUCUUGGUCUCAGGACCUGCUGGGAACCCCAGCCCCACACCAACAGGUUCUGUUUCCACAAAUGAGAUCCUUAGAUGGAGACCCUCACCCAAACCUGUAGAGGAUCCAGGAGUUCCUUCAGAACAGGAAAGGAGGCUGUUUGGGCCAAGGUGGGAUCUGCUGUGGGUGUGGAUAGAGCCCAUCCCAGACACUCUCCUAAUAGAGAAGCAUCUCCGCCCAUGGGUACCAGUCUACAAAGCCCUCCUGUGCUCACCUGGAGGCCUCCAUGCCACUCUGCACACCUGAGACUAAGGAAGGACAGUGCAUGGCUCACUGGGGUCACUUAUGGGAUCACCACACAGCAUGUCUGUGAGCAGUUCAUGUCUACUCUGCAUUUUUUGUGCACACUUCUCUAUUAUUGCUCUUUCUCUCUCUCAGAACUUUUAUAGCAAUACUCGAAUGUAUAAAUUUACAAAUUUAAGUUAUUAAGAUUCUUGACUUAAAAAUAGGCAACUCUAUGUCUAUUUCCUUUGGGAUUAGGGUAAAUUUGUGUAUUGAUUAUGGAGAUUAACUUUUCAUUAAUAUAAAGUUUUCUUAUAAAAGAUGAUUAAGGGGAUGUUUGUUAAUGAUUUCAAAUGCAUUUUGAAGUUCUUUUCAUAAAAUUACCUACGUUCAGCUUGAGAUUUGUUCCACUGCUUUAUUAAUUUAUAAAUAAGAUCUUCUGACUUAUAUAAGCAUAUUUAGAAUUUUCACAUAGGACUGUAUAAUUAGAAUUGAUGUGUAAUUUGUUUUUUUCUUUUUUUAUGUUAAAACUUGUUAAAGGAGAUUUGCAGCAUUGCCUAUUUUUUUUGUGCUCACCCAAUUUUACAAUACCUCUGAUUGUCCUAUUCUUUAAGGCUUUGAAGACAAGAAAUGUGGACUUUCUCGGGCUUGGAUAUUUGAAAUGGAGAGGGCAGAUGUUAUCCUUCUUUUCUUUCAUUUAGUGUUUAUUGAGUGCAAUUAACCAUACAUGAUUUUAAUAUCAAAGAAGAUGAGAAAUUCACACAUUCUUGCAACUCACUUUCUAACCCAUCAUUUUAGCAUAAAAAGUUCAAAUGUAAAAUUGAAUUACUAGUCUUCUUUCCUUGAAAUCUUAUUGAACUUCUAGAGUUCUUUCAGAGAGAAAGAGAGAGAAUGACAAUGCUGCUGCUACUGAUGACAAUGAUGGUUAUGGAACCUUCCUCAUUGUUCCUGUCAUUUAGAGCCUGUCUUGAAUGUGCCAAGCACCCAAACCUCAGCUUCUCAUUCUCCUCUGGACCCUCCCUAUUUACCGCAGACACUACUUUAUUCCUUAUUGAAGAACAGACUGAGAUCUUUCCAGGGACCUGGUCUUCCUGCAGCUCAUGAUGAACCUAGUCUUGUUCUUCACAUGGCUCAUCUCAGGCUCCAUCUCCUAUUCAGGAAUCAGCUUACAUGUCAUCUCAAAGUGUGACCCUCUUUGUGAAACUCUGUAAAAUAGACCUGCUUCCUUAUUACAUAAUUUAUUUCUUGUAAUUAACCCAACCUAUGCUGUAUGGCUGUAUGGGUUGAAUUUUCUCUCUUCUCUCACGUAUAUAUGACCAAUCUCUCAUUCAUGGAUACUCAGUCUUCAGUUGUUGAAUAAAUAGAAGCUCUCAUAUCUGAGAAAGUUGGGUUAUGUGGUCUACAUCCCAGAAUGAACAGACAGCAUACAAGAACUCAACUAUUUCUGUACUGGGAGAUCAUUUUUCUCAACAAUUCUGAGCCCUUGGGGCACACCCAAACUCUGUUCCAAAGUGACUCAGAAGCAAAGUCUAAAUUCACGAAACAAAGGGAGAAUGAAAGAAUCCAAUGAGAACAGAGGGAAUCCUUCCACAGCAGAGAAAGUGUUUAUUAAGGGUCUGUAGAACAGUUAUGUCAUGAGGAACAGAGGGAAUUAUGAGAACACGGAGCCCAGAGGAAAGGUUUGAGUAACAUUAACUCCUCAUCCAUCCCCUAAUUUUUAGGAUUCUCAGAAGCAGCUGACACCAUCGGCUCAUCACAAAACAAAUCAGACUCC